AUGAAAUUAGAGCCAUUGGAUUUACCAAAACAAACCAAAGAUGGUAAGCCCCUCUCUAAACAACAACUACUUCAACAACAAAAACUACUUGAGCAACAACAAAUUCUUCCACAUGAACUUCAACUCAUUCAAAAACAACACACUCAACAACAAAAACAACUUCAACAACAACAACUGAUGCAGCCACAACCAAUUACUACCUCUUCGCAAUUGGAUAUUGGGGGGUUAUCUUUGGUACAGCCACAACCAAUUACCUCUUCACCAUCUUUUAUGUUUGGUGCUAGUAGUAGUAGUAGUAAUAUACCCCUUUUGGUUAAUCCUUUUCAACAUAUUAAAGAUCAAGAGGAGCAAAAGCUUAAAGAAGAGUUGGAACAAAAAAUUAAAGAAGAAUUGGAGCAAAAAAUGAAACAAGAAUUUGAAGCAAUGAAAAAGCAAAACGAAGCUCUUUUACUCUUGAAUGAUCAACAAAAACAAACUAUUCAACAACAAAAUGGUCAGAUAAAGAAAGAUGGUUCUGAAAAACAAAGAUUACAAUCACGAUUUGAUGCACUCGAUAAACAACAUCAUCUCUUGCAAGAACAAAACAAAGGAUUACAAUCACGAUUUGAUGUACUCGAAAAAAAAGCCACUCAACAAACAAAAGGAUUACAAUCACGAUUUGAUGAACUCGAAAAACAACAUCGACACUUGCAAGAACAAAAGAAAGGAUUACAAUCACAAUUUGAUGUACUCGAAAAAAAGGCCAUUCAACAAAAUACAGCAUUACAAUCACGGUUUGAUGUACUCGAAAAACAACAUCAACACUUGCAAGGUGACAAUUUGGAAGAGUUGGAUUAUAAAGAACUUCAAACGUUGGUAGAGACUAAUCAAAAGAGCCUUCCUAAAUUCUACCAACAAUUGAUGGCAAAGGUAGACAAGCUUCAAAAAGAGAAAAGAAAUUUGGAAGAACAAAAACUCUGUUCCAUCUGUCUCGAUAAUCCAAUCAAAGUUGUUCUUUCACCUUGUGGUCAGUUGCUUAGAUAA
This is a messenger RNA of Cavenderia fasciculata, 1023 nucleotides long. RefSeq lists its product as uncharacterized. Bases 1 to 1023 code for a protein of 340 amino acids. The record is from RefSeq and is a predicted model, not a curated record. NCBI's taxonomy places the organism in Eukaryota, Evosea, Eumycetozoa, Acytosteliales, Cavenderiaceae. The transcript is spliced from 2 exons.